This is a messenger RNA of Ipomoea nil (Japanese morning glory), 919 nucleotides long. Its product is annotated as EPIDERMAL PATTERNING FACTOR-like protein 4. The transcript has 3 exons. The record is from RefSeq and is a predicted model, not a curated record. Gene Ontology annotation, biological process: stomatal complex development; guard cell differentiation. NCBI's taxonomy places the organism in Eukaryota, Viridiplantae, Streptophyta, Magnoliopsida, Solanales, Convolvulaceae. The coding region runs from base 442 to 819 and encodes 125 amino acids.
UUGUUGAGGUAUUAGACUAUUACUGAGUUUGGGAAUUGUUGAAACACAGUAAGCAAAAGCCUGCAAGAGAAUCUGACCCCUAAACAUGGCAACACAGAGGAACUGACCCUCACCCUGCCCCCUUAAUUUUACACUUUACCAUCUUCACACACUUACAUAUUAUUACUCCAUCCCCACCUCUCUCUCUCUCUCUCUCAUCUCUCUCGUGUGCUCUUCACUUUUGCAGAAAUCUUGGUGAACCAGAAAGCUAGGGAGGAGAAUUGAAGCAGAUUAUUAUGGUUCGUUCUGCACUAGAUCUGAUGCUUGCUGCGUUUGCAUGGAUAGUAUAGGGUGACAGGGAUAAUAUGAUGCAACAAAACCAGAAUAAUCUCAGAGAAUCUUAGCUUCACACCAUUAAUUAUCACAUCAUCACCCCCCCCCCCCCCCCCCCCCCCUUCUUCUAUGUUCAUGGAGUUCACCUUCAAGAUUAUCACCAAAACAACCCUUCUGCUUUCUCUCACUCUCUUCUUCUCCCUUUAUGCACUCUCCACCACUCAACACCCCCUGGACACCACACCUCGGCCAUUUGCUGGAAAAGUUCAGUUUUACUUCCAGCAGAUAAUGAAGAAAACCGGCGAGAAGUUGAGCGGCGGCGGCGGCGGAGCAAGGAGGAUGCUGGGUGGCCCAGGGUCGUCUCCGCCGCGGUGCACGUCAAAAUGCGGGCGGUGCACGCCAUGCAAGCCGGUGCACGUGCCGGUGCCGCCCGGAACGCCGGUCACGGCAGAGUACUACCCAGAAGCUUGGAGGUGCAAAUGUGGCAACAAGUUGUACAUGCCCUGAUGCCCUUAUCCAUUAUAUAUAUAUAAUAUAUAUAUAUUUAGACCCAUAAAUCAAACAACAUCAACAUAUAUCAUCAUUAAAUAUUACUAGUUUAUCAAUC